UCCUCGGCUCCGCCUCUUCACGCCGCACUUUACAGGAGCGCCUCAGCACCGCUCGCCCACCCGAAGCUCCGGCUUGGGAUGCUCAGCUGUGGAUGCGGCCACCCGGGCGAGGAAGGGACUUCAUUCUCAAAGAACGGUAAGCAACAUGCAUUUCUAUGAGUGAUGCAAAAUUGGCCUCUAUGACUGAGACUUCAAGGACUAUAUAAAUAUAGCAAAAUGGCUGUUUGAAGUUAUUCCCAGGAAGCAAGGAGUUGUGUGAAGAAUAUUGGAUCCCCAGCUAUUACACUGACUGAGGUUGGAAAUACUCAUCUCACUCGGGGAGAGGGGACGAUGAAUGAAAGUAAUCAACACCAGCGAGCAGGUAUAGGUAGGGGUUGCUGCGGAGUUGGAGCAAAGCAAGUGAAAGAGAAUAAUGAAACUUGUGAACUACCCUUACCUUUGGAUGAGCCAUGCCAAAUGGAGUCCCAGACACAAACUCAGCAACAGUUAUACUAUGGUUUGAGCACCCUGGAAAAUUUUGAUGAGAGGCCAGCUCCUUCAUUGACUUUGGUGACCAAUAUGAAGACCCAGUUACAUAUGGCAUUGGAAAGGAACUCUUGGCUGCAGAAGAGAAUUGAAGAUCUGGAAGAAGAACGAGAUUUUUUGCGCUGCCAGCUAGACAAAUUCAUCUCUUCAGCCCGCCUGGAUGCUGAUGAUCACUGCUGCAACAAACAACUGCCCCGGAGAUUGGAGAUAUUGGAGGGCCGAAAUGGGGACAUGACGGAUGAUGACAGCAUGGGCUCCUGCAUGGCCACCAGUCCUGAAGAAGGAGGUUCUGUGGAACACAAGAAACUCAAGGCAGGGUUAAACCGGCGACGCUUUGCCAAACCUAAAAUCCGGGAGAGGCAAAGAGUCAAGGAUGUGGAUGGAGUCCUCUGCCGGUAUAAGAAGAUCCUGUACACUUUUCAGAAGAUGCAAAGCAUGAGUCGGGCCUUUGAACACCAUCGGGUGGACCGUAACACUGUGGCCUUGACCACCCCCAUAGCAGAGCUCCUUAUUGUUGCUCCUGAAAAAUUGGCUGAAGUGGGUGAGUUUGACCCAUCUAAGGAGCGUCUGCUUGAAUAUUCCCGACGAUGUUUCAUGGCGCUAGACGAUGAGACACUCAAGAAAGUCCAGGCUCUCAAGAAAAGCAAGCUUCUACUGCCCAUCACUUACCGCUUCAAGACAAAAGCAGACUCUCCUGGCUCAGCUGCUGGCAACUCUGUCCCUUCUCCUGCUGCGCCACCCAAGCAACUUCUGCCAAUUGCUGAAUGCUACAAGCGAUGAAUCCUCUCCUGCAGUUACUGCUAGAACCUAUGUUGCCAGUCCUUUGAGCUCUUUCUCUGUACCUCCUGCCCCCUCCAUUACUCACCACUCUCACAGUGUUUCCUUGAGUUUUCCACCAUGAUGCAUAACAACUUCCCACCUUUUCCUAGGUUUAAAUACUGAAUGAAUCCACCAUUUCACAGGAAGGGCCAGUUUACAAAAAGGAUCUGGGAGUGGCUUCCUAGGAUUAUUACUUGACUAUAGAUCUGCUCAUCUAUGCUUCCCUCUUUAAAGGCUUCCCCACAGCUACAGGAUUGUUUUCAUUCUCCCUCCUUCCACCUGGGAGUUUGGCCAGAGGAUAAACAAUGGCAAAGGAGGAGUUGGCAGCCAUAAUAAGUCCCAUCCCACAAACAAUAACAUCAUGGAUAGAUUGAUUGGUUUUAAUUGUUGCACAAGUAACUUGAAACAACUAUGUUAGCAUUAGCAUUUAGACUUAUGUAUCCCCUCACAGUGUUUUACAGCCCUAAGUGGUUUACAGAGUCAGCAUAUUGCCCCCAACAAUCUGAGACCUCAUUUUACCAACCUCGGAAGCAGAGAUGGGUUUCAGCAGGUUCUGACCAGUUCUAAAGAACCGGUAGCGGGAAUUAUGAGUAGUUUGGAGAACCGGUAGUAAAAAUUCUGACUGGCCCCGCCACCAUCUAUUCUCUACCUCCCAAGUCCCAGCUGAUCAGAAGGAAAUGGGGAUUUUGCAGUAACUUUCCCCUGGAGUGGGGUGGGGAUGGAGAUUUUACAGUAUCCUUCCCCUGCCAUGCUCAGCAAACCACACCACACCACGCCCACCAAGCCACGCCCACAGAACCGGUAGUAAAAAAUUUUGAAAGCCACCACUGCUUGGAAGGAUGGAAGGCUGAGUCAACCUUGAGCCUGGUGAGAUUUGAACUGCCAAAUUGCAAGCAGGCAGCAGCAGUAGCCUGCAGUACUGCAUUCUAACCACUGUGGCUCUGUUAGUUUAUUAACUGAUGGCAAUUAUAGCCUUGCACAUAAAAUAUAAAGCCACACAUUUUUAAAAAUAAACUUCUGUCAUUUGGGGUAUAUCAAACAAAUUAUAUAACAAGAUGGUAAAUGUUUGCAAAAAUAUCUAUCAGCAGCAGUAUGUUCCCAACCUUGCUAGUUAGGCUGAUUUGGUUUUACCUUAAGGGCAACCACAUAAUUAAUAGGUUAAAUAACAGUAACCUGAGGGAGAACCUCAAUGAGAGCCAAAUUACUAUAACCAACAGAAGUUAUCCAUUUCUAAAGUGGAAGAGGGAAGAUAAAGUUGCAUGAUGCACUUUUGUAGUUUUACCUCUCCUUGCUUGAAAACCUUUUCUGUGUUUUCUGAGCUGUUAGCAGGUGCUACUGGUACUGUACUGGUUCCCUUUUUUGCCACUAUUGUGGUUAUCUUUAUUCCAUUUUCUCUAGUGUUGCUAUGAUUGGAAGAAUUGCAGAAUUGGGCUGCCUCUGCUUUCCUAUUGUCUCCCAAAGAUACUCACAUCCUGAGCCUCUACCACAUUUUUUACUUCAUAGUUUUGGAAGGUAUUGCUUAAACCUUUUCCCUAGCUAUUGUCCUAUUCCAAGCUCUCAACUGGUUUUUUCUGCUGGCAAUUUUAUACUUUUUUUUUGCUUCUCUCAGUAUGUUAGUGAGGAAGUGUAUUUGAAUGCAAGGACUUGAAUUAUAUGAUGCAUUCCUUGAGGACGCUUCCUUUUUAUUCAGUGUAAUUAGAAAACUGUUCCCACUGUGCCUGUAAUUUCUUUAUCUCCAAUGCUUUUUCUGUGUUAAAAAAAGAAACUAAAAAGAAAAUAUUAAGCAUUUUAUUAAAAUGCAAUUUAAAUUAAAGAGAACAUUUUGAUAUAA
This is a messenger RNA of Pantherophis guttatus, 3175 nucleotides long. It is a transcript of the gene CCDC106, whose product is annotated as coiled-coil domain containing 106. Lineage: Eukaryota; Metazoa; Chordata; Lepidosauria; Squamata; Colubridae. The record is from RefSeq and is a predicted model, not a curated record. Gene Ontology annotation, cellular component: nucleoplasm.